This is a messenger RNA of Gossypium raimondii (Peruvian cotton), 732 nucleotides long. RefSeq lists its product as uncharacterized. Gene Ontology annotation, molecular function: nucleic acid binding. The transcript is spliced from 3 exons. NCBI's taxonomy places the organism in Eukaryota, Viridiplantae, Streptophyta, Magnoliopsida, Malvales, Malvaceae. Bases 1 to 732 code for a protein of 243 amino acids. The record is from RefSeq and is a predicted model, not a curated record.
AUGAUCAGGAGAUGCGUGGCAGAAGACGAAAAACCAAAGAUUUUAUACCACUGUCACUCAGCUCCAACUGGGGGGCACUUCGGAGGUACACGUACAGCGGCCAAAGUAUUGCAAGCCGGAUUCAUUUGGGAAACACUAUUCAAGGAUGCAUAUGCUUACGUGAAGAGCUGUAAUCGAUGUCAAAGGGUUGAAAAUGUCACCAACAUAAAUGAGAUGCCUCGAACAAACAUCAUUGAGGUAGAGUUGUUCAAUGUAUGGGGUAUUGAUUUUUUUGGUCCUUUUCCUCCAUCUUGCGAUCUCAAGUACAUACUAGUAGAAGUAGAAAAUGUGUCUAAGUGGGUCGAGGCUGAGGCAUAUUCGACAAAUGAUGCUAAAGUUGUGAUGACGUUUCUGCAGAAGCAUGUGUUCACAAGGUUGCAACAGCUUACCAUCCGCAAACAAAUGGGCAAGCUGAACUGGCAAAUAAGGAGAUCAAAGUUUAAAAUAUCUUCGAAUUUACAUGAUGCAAUUAGUAAAGGAAUGAAAACAAAUAAUCCUCAACCUCAUGGUCCGAAACCUUUGGCUAACCUAAAAGCAACUGGGAAUGCUGCGAAAGAUAUUUUUGUUAAGAUGAUGAAGCGAUGGUUUGACCAAUUUACCGAAACUACUCGUGUGCCUCCACAUCAACCUCAGUCUCAAUCAAAAGCUACUCCACAAAGAAUGAAUAUUCCAACUGUACCAGCUAUGAACUAG